This is a messenger RNA of Periconia digitata, 1348 nucleotides long. The record is from the annotation of a GenBank genome assembly. Lineage: Eukaryota; Fungi; Ascomycota; Dothideomycetes; Pleosporales; Periconiaceae.
GCUAUGAAGUGUCGCUGAGAUAAACGCUGGUCCUACAUCAAGCAGGGGUAAGAACACGGAAGCGAUAGAUACCUGGGUAGGUAUGAGAAAUCUCUUUGUAUUGGAGUGGGGUCCGGCCAUAACCCUGCACGUUGCGCGUUUAAGCCGACCUAUACAAGGAUCAUCGAUAGUGCCCGAGAUGUAGAUUAAUGGUAUAGUAAGCCGGGCGUUCAAUGGUAAUCUUAUCACAACGACCGCUGCGGUCAGCCGAACUCAUCACGGCGGCGGCCUCGCUUCCGAGCUAAGGGCGGCUUGUGCCGCAUGCUGCUUCAUGAGCGAGUUCCUCAUGCCCGACCUUCCGGCCAAAGUCCGCGAUGCGUGCGAUCGCUGCCACUCCAAGAAAAUGCGCUGCCAGCGCGUAGGCGCCCGAUGUGAGCGAUGCCAGCAAGCAGGCGUUAGCUGUGUGUUCAGCCCGCGAACCCCAUACAAUGCCGUGAACCGCACCCGGAAUAGUACCCACGGAUCAAAAGACUCUAGCUUGAGCUCGCACAAUACUACGGGAGGUCAUACGGAGACACCAUCGGCUUCAAACCAAACGACAAAUAGUCUAACUGGGUGGAACAUCAACGGCAUAGAGUGGCCUAGUGCAGGCGAAUGGAACCUUGGGAGCAUGGGACUAUUGCAGGCCAGCGACGCUGAGGGCUCCAGUAGUACCACCGCUUCGCCCCAGUUCUUCCCUCCAGCCACCUUGGCCGACAUAAAUGAUGUUUGGAUCGAUGCUUCGGCCCCCAACUUGGUCAUGAAUCAGCCUGCGUCACCCACACUCCUCUGCAUGCCCCCCGAUACGACGAUCGCCGCAGGGGUUCAGGACCUGAGGUCCACCCACGACCGACCAUCGACUAUCGCCGAUAUCAGUACACAGGUGUUCCGCGCACCCGGCCUUCAUUCCGCAUCAGGCCAUAUCACGAUUAAAGAGUCGCCUUCCGAUCGUUCACUGCCCGCCUCCGAAUUCUACUGCGAGACCUUUGCUGCUUCACGCUCGCUUGUGAAAGCGCUCGGGUCGUACGGCGACGCCCCACCAGAUCCGGGCACUGCCGAUGACGCAGAUUUGCUACUCGUUCUGUCUUCUUACUUAAAGCUGCUAGGCCGUUACGAUGCAAUCUUUGGUUGCUGGCUACCACUCAUAGAGCCCGAGGUCAAAGAGCCUUUCAGCCGGACGCGGUCCAGCGCUCUACGAGACGUCAUUUUGCAUGUCUUACCGCCCGCGAACAGUAUGGCAUCGCUCCUCGGUCCCAUUGCUACGUUGCACAGAUCCGUCUCGUUCUGGAGAUCUCGCAGAGAAUGUAUCACCAGGUCAGCCAGAGUUUAG